This is a messenger RNA of Bombus pyrosoma, 12673 nucleotides long. RefSeq names its product ephrin-B2 (gene Ephrin). The transcript has 5 exons. The coding region runs from base 1414 to 2448 and encodes 344 amino acids. NCBI's taxonomy places the organism in Eukaryota, Metazoa, Arthropoda, Insecta, Hymenoptera, Apidae. The record is from RefSeq and is a predicted model, not a curated record. Gene Ontology annotation, cellular component: plasma membrane. Gene Ontology annotation, biological process: ephrin receptor signaling pathway; axon guidance. Gene Ontology annotation, molecular function: ephrin receptor binding.
UCCGCGACACCGUGCAGGAAGGUACCGUUCUCUCUGCGUUCACGGGGCUCGUCUCGACGCAGCGAGUGCCUCUUAAACCAUUGCUCGAGUCGCUCCUCAACGGAGUAACGCGUGUCGGCCUACGAUCAUAUCGAGGCGAGAAGUCAACGAAGAAGUUUUCUCAGUGUUCUAUCGUCCUCUUGGAUUUAUACAGAAACCGAUAUAUCGGUUCGGAUCUUGAUCGAACAAGUGAGAGAGCGUCGCUCCGUUUCACUGGUUAUGCGACCCGUGCGGAUCCUAAGUGCGUGAGAAAGUAUACGGGGGUGUGUUCCGGGUGUAAAAGGGCACCGCUCCAUUUCGCUAGAUUUCUGGUGUUGGUCCACCCGUGAGAUUUCACAGUGCGAUCUCUGACGACUAGAGUUUCUUGUUCCUUGUUCCUGGUAGCUGCCAGGAUUGUCACAGAGGAGACUGGUGCUUUUAUUGUUCAGUGAGAGUUUGCAUUUACAGUGAGAAAUCUUCGAUAGUUAUUUAGCCGAAGGUUUUCAUUCAUCUGAAAUAACGUCGAUCCGAGAGAAAAGGGUCGCUGGUGAGAUGCUUGGCAGGUUCACGAUUGUACGGUGAUUCGCGUGAUCCCGUCGCUGAGCGUCGGAUACUCUUACUGUCUGCGAACGACAGCCUUCCAUCUAUCAAACGGUGGAUUUUUCGUAAAAUCAUCUCUCCGAUGCGCCGCAUGUUCGACGAAGCUAUUAGAUAGAAUCCUCUAUCGACAGUUCGUCGUCGUUUCUAUCGGAUUCCGGCAAAGUUAGACCAAUGAGAGGGCCAGUAAGGUGCGCUCCAGGUGAGAGAAACACGGGGUGGACCCAUGGAACGCGAACCACGGUGGACACCGUUGGAAACAGAACACCGGAGAAAUUUCGCCGAUUCUAACGACCAAUCGCGCAUCACCGACGAUUUCAUCAAAGAAUUUCGCCACUCGUCAAGUCAACGUUCGACGACUUUCUCGAUCUGUUAGACGCUCCGGUAGAACACACGGAACCAGAGGAGCGUGCAAAAAACGUGGGAAGAUUUGUUGGUCGUUGAAAGUUCGACGAAAGCUGAGAGUUGUGAGAGGAAUGUAUCGAGGAUAAAGAGGGACGAACGAGGAUACGCGAGUCCCAGAAUUUCGAUCUUCGACGUGAGAAAAAUAGGAAAAAAAAGAGAUAGGACAGGAAGAAGAAGAAGAAAAGAAAACGAGAACCGAUUCUAACGAAAAUAGUGAAGUGUGGAUGUGGUGUCCGUGCAACAGUGGUGGAAGGUGGUUGUGGACGACAACAACAAAAGUGCAGGUGUCGUUGUUUGUUAUUCUUGUUUUUGUCGUGGUUGUUUGUUGAUUGUUGUAUUCUUGGUGAGCAGUGGUGACGCGGUGCACGCUGCUCGUUCGUCCACGUUGUUACGAUGGUUUCCACGUCCUUUGUAACUUUGGUGUUCUUCGUCUGCCUGCAAACGAUUCUACUCUCCACUGUGAGCAACUGCGCAAAGACGAUCAGCAUGUACUGGAACACCACCAAUUCCAUAUUUCGAAUAGACAACACAGACCACAUAAUAGACGUGAACAAGAACAACGCGGCGUUCGAGUACGAUCAAGUGAACAUAAUAUGUCCUGUGUACCAGCCAGGGACAUAUGACGAGGACGCGGAGAAGUAUAUUAUUUAUAACGUGUCUAAAGAGGAAUACGAAACAUGUCGGAUAACGAAUCCAAAUCCACGGGUGAUAGCAGUCUGCAACAACCCGUAUAAGACCAUGUACUUCACGAUCACCUUCAGGCCGUUCACACCGCAACCUGAAGGCCUAGAGUUCCUGCCAGGCCACGAUUACUAUUUCAUCAGCACUUCGUCCAAGGACGACCUUCAUAAACGCAUCGGUGGACGAUGCACCAGUAACAACAUGAAGGUGGUCUUCAAGGUGUGCUGCCGCAACGAGGCUGACACCUCGUCGUCAUCGGCUACAUCGCGCAACAAUUCCGUAGCUGUAACCAGCAGCACCGUGCCAAGCAGCAGCUCGACCAGCACCGCAGUUUUGGGUGGAGGAGCCGUCGGAAUACCACCCCCGCCACCACCGAGCGUCGUCAAGAACGGCGGCCCAGAUCGAUUCUACCCAGGGGGCAGCAUUCAUCAUCAUCACGAUCAUCAUCAACCGGCCACGGCGGCGCCGACCCUGCCCCACGUACCCCCUCCGGCUAUCUACCCUGUGCAUCCGCAUCAGCCUCCGAUUCACAAUGGACCGCCGUCCUCCUCGCCGCCCAAGACCUCGAUCGGCCAAAAGAAGAAGAACAAGGAAUAUUCAGACCAUCCGAACGAAGUUGUGAAGAACGAAGAAUUGACCUACAACGGGGCGAGUUCAAGCCGUGUUCAAGAUCGGUACUACCAGCUGGUGAUGGUGCUGACGGGAAGCUUGUUUAUCAGCGCGAUCAUGCCGCAAUUAUUACGGUGAAGCGACAACACUACCGACGAGAACGUAUAUCCCAUACGUCGAAACCCCUUUUUCUGUGAUUAUCCUACGUUUAAUUAAUUUCUUGAGGCACGCGUGCGCGCGCGCGCGCUCGCGUGGCCGCCCCUCAAUCGUGAAAAAUAAAUGAAAAAUAAAACGCGCACGAUUUAUGGUCGGACUGCCUCGAGAGAGAAAGAGAACGAGAAAAUUUAAUCGGGAAGGAAGAAAGACAAAAACGAACAACAAUUGUUUAGAGAAAAAAGAAAAAUUAAAUGAAAAUAAAAGAGGAUGCGAGUUAUAAGAAGAACGAAGAGUUGGCAGAAAAUAAUAAAAAAGAAAAUAAACGUAAAUGUCAAGAGAAGAGACACGCACGACACACGAGCAGCAACGCCAUAUUGAAACUAUUCGAAAACGAAGAACGAAGACGUAGAUAGUAAGAUUACAAAGACGAAGAAAGAUGAAACGAGGAGAAACGCUACUAUUAGACACUAUUAUAGUAUGCCCACUAUUAUCACUACUAUAAAUGGUAGUCGUAUUGGUUGUCCUUCUUAUCAUUACGCUAAUUCUAGGUAUUUAUUGGAAAUACGAGGAAAGAGAACGAAGUCGUGGACAGCGUGCUAAAUAUCCUCGAGCGAGGCAUACGCCGCAUAGUGAAUAAAUACGUCCGUCAAAGAAAAGCGGGAAAGUUCUUUCGUUUAAGUAUCAUAACCUCGCGCGUGAGGAUUUCGAAUGAUAAUAUCGUACGACUGACAUCGACGUUGAUUGACGAACGGUCCUCUGUCAUCUAUGCCUCGAUUGCUUGAGAAUUAAUAUUGUACUUGAAAAGUCAAACGAUUAAGUUAACUUAGAAACUUAUAUGUAUAUAGAGAAUCAAUUACUUACUAGGUUAGUAUGAUUUAAAACUUGCCAUCUUAGUAGAUGUAUCACUUAGCACAUUUUUCUGUUAAUAUUUUCAGUAUCACGUUCGCGUAAAUGUAGAUACGUCAUUUGUUUAACUGAAGAUUUCAGAUCAAUCACGUGACUUAUUUGCGAUUAGUCGCGAUGGUCGCGCCAAUAUUCGGAUCGAAAUCUAUCGAAGGAAACAAUCAUGGCGGAGAGUCGUUCGGGUUGCGUAAACAAUCGCGAACAGGAUAAUUAGCACGCGUGUAAAUAAAUUCCUAAUGAAUAUGUACAAGUGGCUCUUGCCUCGUCUUCGGGGCAGAGGAAUUUAAGAGAGUGCCGUAUACUAGGUAAAAUCUUAUAUAUGACACACGGAAGAGUGCGAUACAGCGUGAGUGAAAAUUUCCGAGUGUGACAGAGUAUGACGUGUGUGGGUGUAUUGCGAGGCGUAUGUGAACAUUCGUGAACACAAAGAUCGCCCAUUUGGAUAGGACACAAAACUGUGUAAGGUGCGAUAAACUUUUGUAAGUUCCGCCCGCGGUUCUCGCAAUCGUGACACUUUCGCGAACACGUGAAGUAUUGUCGGCGAAGAAAUUCGAAAAUUCCUCUCUUCGACCGAGUUCGUCGAAGGGAAAUGGCGAACGAACGAACGAACGAAAGUAUGGUAUGUAAUGCGUGAGAGAGACUGAUCGCGGAGCGAACGAAAUAAAAAUUUUUGUAUCAUAGUUGUACCAUACCGAACUUUAUCUAUAGAUCUGUAUUAUAUUUAUUAUCCGCUAUCAUUACGCUACGAAUAAUCACACUCGAUAUUCUAUAUUUACUAGUAAAAAAUAUCAAAUUUAAUAGCGAAUAAAUUGCGUAUUCGGCGGGGUAAUGAUAAAAGAAACGACAUGACGCGAGCAAAACGAUGAAUUCUCGACCCCUGUCAUCAUCGGAUCUGCCAUUUGUUGUUUCCUUCUAUUUUCUUUAAUUUUCUUCGUGCUGUAUUGCUCGAAAACGUCGAACACGCGCGUUCGAGUGCUUAUUUCGACGUGUGCUCGCUAUUUCAAUAAAUUGGCCGUGCGAUGGUCGGUUUCAUUUUGUCGAUUUCGGUAUCGUCUUUUGUGCUAUGUACAUCGUUCUUUUCGAUUGUCCCUAUGAUUCUCCUGUUUUUUUUUAUACUCUAUUUAUUGUUCACCGCCACGCAGAUUUCGUUUCCAUCCGCGUACUGACGAACGUACGCGCAUGCAAAUCGCAUUUAUUUGUAAAACGUACGGGAUUACAUGUAUACAUGCACAGUGGUCACGAUCGUUACACGCGAUCCCGCUCUGAUUUGUCGCGUACGUCGAUAACGACGCCCUCUUCGCUAACGUUCAAGCUCUGUUCACGCUGCGAUCGCAGCCGAUUUUCGUUACGAACGCCCAUUAACGUAUAACAUUGUACACGUAUCCUGUACGUAUCCGUAAGAACAUGUUUCGCUCGAUCACGAUCACGGAUCCAUAUUUCUAUAGAUCACACAAUUUUACCAUAAUCACACGACAAACGUUAACUAUGUGUCUCAGAUUUUAUCGCGCGGAAUACAUUGUACCGGCAAUUAAUUAUAUAGUGCGCGCGCAUCUUGCGCAUGUCCCGUAUCGUAUCGUAUAAACGUAACUUGUAAUCUUUAAAAUUGCGUUCCCGCCAAUACAUUCGAUGAUUGGCCGCACGGCUACGAUGGCGCUAUUUUAUUGCUUGCGUACUUACACAACUCUUAUUUACGCGCAUUUCAUCUUCCAGAAUGCAAAAUUAUCGCUUUUGUGUCCGACGUCUAGUUUGGCGAUCGACCAAUCAUAAUACCAAACGUAUCUACCGAUUCUGUAUCUGCGAUACGAACAACACGGCGAAUAUAAUUACAUACAACCUGGUCUUAAAAAUGGAUCCGUGAGCAUCAGUGUGAAUGGAGCUUAAUAAGUGCACAUAGUUGUUUCCGCGCGCGUAAAAAUGCACACACUGCGACCGAAGAGCGUUCGAGGCUCGAGGAUGCGAAGGGAAGAAACAACAACGAGCAAAUGAUCGUUUCACGUUGGCCACGGGAAAAAGAGUUCGACCGAACGGCAACUAGAGUAACGAAUUAUUGUAAAUACGAAUAUGCGGAGAGAAUUACGUAUUGUAUAAGGCAGAGCGAGAGAAUGUAAGAAAGAUUAAUGAGAGCGCAAGGGAGAGAGAGAGAGAGAGAAAGAGACCCCAAUUCCGAAUCGUAGAUAAUAAAGAAAAAAUGUAUUCUGAUGGCUGCUCGAUUGACCGACUCGUUUUCAUCGUUCAUUGAUGGUUCAUCGUCCUUAAUUAUACGCGACAAUUAAAAUGGAAAUCAAUGACCACGAUCAGCCGGGAAUGUUGAGGGAAACGAUGGAAAUUAAAUGCGUGUAUAAUGUUAUCCAUUACAGUAUUGUAAGCCUAAGUAUUACAUGCCUCCGAUCCACGUCUGUUUGUCUGUCUGUCCGUUCGUCUGUCUACAGUUUGUACUUUUUACCCAUGUGUUAACCGCAAUAGCAAUUUCGUACACGUACGAGCGAUCGAUUACGAGAAAGCAGUUCGCGACGAUACCUGCGAUUCCACGAUUCUUAGCAUGUAGAUUUCUCACAAAUGAUCAUAUUUUCGUUUCGUUAACUAUAGCUGCUACGAUGACAGUUUCUUUUAGUUUCUCUCUAGUCGUUUUCGUUCGCACACACAUGUAUACACGUGGAAUUGUUUGUGAGCCGCUGAUCAACCCGCAAAACGAAACCCAAAGACAAUCACCUGCACCAUUGUAAGGAAAAGCAUUCGAAGCGCCUCUGCGUAGAUCAGUCGUCAACUAUAGCGUCACGAUAUCAUUUAGGUAUAUACGAUUCGUUAACCCUCUCACACGAAGUAGAAGUAAUUUAAUACACGAUUGUACAAAACGUUUCUCGUACAAGUUCGCUUUGCGGGUCUCAGAGGAUAUUACAUACAGUAACGUACAUUUGUAAAGGGACGCAAAUAGUAGAGUGCGUUUACGUUUCGAUCAGCAUGAUCGACGAUCCAUGUAACGGUUGCACACACGUCUUGAAUCGUGGAUGUAUCGAUAGAACUGCUCCGGGCGGCGAAUUAUCGAUCGACUCGAAUUAAUCGAAUUAAUCAGAGCCAGCAUGAAAGCCCGUAAUCAAUUAAACAUAAAUGCAAUAGCAAUGCAGCAAAGUUACAUAGAUCCAAUGUGAAUGGUACUCAUUCUUACGGACGAUAGAUGAAUACAGUAUAACAAUAAUAUAGACUCGAACUAUCGAUAGAAAAUAGACAAGGUCACUCACUGCAAUAUUUUUUUAUUUUUCUCUCCUUCAUUUAUCUUUCUUCUUUUCUUCUUUUUUUUUCGUUUCGACCGAUCCGCUCCGAAAGCACCCUCCGAUCCAUCCGUAACACCAAUCCCGACCACCACCACCACCACCACCACCAUUACUACAGACCACAACGUGAAACGCUGCUCCUCGAAAGUUAUUUUUGUAACCAUGAACAGAGACAAGCAUCGUACCAAUAAGGUAUUUAAAUCGUUAGUAGAAAGUAUAUGUAGAUACUCGAUAUAAUAGAAAGUUUAACGACACCGAUAUAACAGAAACAUACAAGAAUAAUCAUAAGGUCGAUGAACCUGAAGAUUACGAUUAAUUAGAUCGCGCGUUAAGAUUAGUCUUCGCUCUUAAUCGCGUAUACAGACCGAUAUACAGGUACGCGUAAGUACGUAGACGCGUUGCAGAUCGCACGUUUCGAGCAGAAAUACACGAAGAACAAAACGAGGAACAGGUUUCACAGUUUUCUAAUCCAAAGACGUUCGAACCUCCCCUUCAUUGCGAUUUUUAUCGUUCAUUUUUGCUAUUUCAUUGUGUUAUCCUCUCGUGUGCGUGUUUUGGAACAAUGUCAAGAGAUUAGAGGUCUUCGCAGGUGGAGAUCACAGCAGGCGACUAUUCGUACGCGAAAAGGGCUUGUUCCUCUCUUCUCGAGACAGGGGGUAUAAUGGGGAUGAGAUAAAACGGGCAGUAACGAGAAAGAAAGAAGUAACAGGGAUGGGAAAGGAAAAAUAUGAAAGGAUCGAUUAAUUAGAUUUACCGCGUCGAAUUGAUAACGUCGCGGAUUUAUCGAGCGCGAAAAUGGGAUCGAGAUGAUUUCGUAGGUACGUCGUUGUAAAUAGAGAAAUGAAGAAAAACAAGAAAAAGAUUACGAUCAAUAACGAUAACACGAUGAAAUUUAUAUUAAAUACAUAGCAAGUAUGAGGAUAGGUUUCUAAUAACAAUUUAUUAUAAAAGUGAAUGUACGUUGAUGUCUAAGAUUUUUAACAAGAUGGAAAAAAAAAAGAAAAAACACAAAGUGGUUAUUAUUAAACUAUGAUUAUUAACUCAUAAUCGAGAAACACAAGUACUAAUUAAACAAAAGAGCGUUUGAAUACAGAACCACACUUUUUAGCCAGGUCAUGAAUUCUCUCACGUUGCAUAUAUUAAUUUUGUAACAGGUACAUUACAUGACACAUACGAUCACGGUCACGGAAGCCAUACGGGAGGUGCCACGUUAUCACCGGAGCAACCGUUAGAUCAUUUCUUUUCUCUCUCCUGAACACGGUACACGUAUUUACAUAUAAAUUAAACAACAGUCGGGAUAUCAUGUUUAUAAAAUGAGAAGAAGAAGUCGAAAGAUGAUAUCACGCAGUUUAUUCGAUCAAUCGAUACGAUAUAUCGAGGAUAAGAAAAAAAAAAUAUCAAAACCAGCUUGGAGAAAGAAAGUAUCUACGGUUUGAAUAGUUCGAUCGGUUAGCGUUGUCUGACAAUCAAACGACCUAGUUUCCAAUUACGACGCAACAAUAUUUAUUCAGCAAUUAUCUCUCUUUUGCCUCACCUCCACUCGAUCUAAAUUUGAACCAAGUAAACAGAUAAAAAGGAACAGCUGAAAAAAAUUGUAAAAAUAGUAACGCGGUCCACGUGUGGCAUUCGUGAACAGGAUCAAUCAAUUAUAGAUUGCGUGUGCUCGCUAAGUAUGCACGUUCAGUACAGUACAGUCGUUCAUUACAAAGCAUUACAGAUACAAUACAAAGUAGCGUAGUGUUCAUAAUGGUAGUCCACUUGUAGCGAAAUAGUGUUUAAACAGUCCAAACAGACAACCAAACAACCAAAAAAAAAAAACCGGAAAAACGACAUAAUCGUCAAAAAAAUUACAGGUAACCAUAAAAAGUACACAGUAAACGUGAAUCGAUCUUCAUGAAGUACGUGCAAGACACGCACACACAUGUACACACUACGACACUUGCACACGACACAUAUACAUGUAUAUUGGCACAUAUUGCGAUACAAACAGUUUCAAACACUGUCGAGGGCGUCGCGAGAAAAGGUGCGGCGUUACUCUAAAGAUAUGAAGAAAAAAAAAAGAAAAAAAAAGUAUAUAUUUAAAUGUACACUCAUACACAGAUACAGAGACACGAUAUACACAUAUGCAAAAGCGACGCGACUUCGACGACCACGCGACGUAAAACGCAAAAGCGCGUGAAUUCACUCGCAGAAGCAGAGAAAGAAAGAAAGAAAGACGAAAGGUGGAAAAGAGGGUCGACGAUGCUCUAAACGUAAACUCGUCGGCGUCGCGCGAUUUAUAUAGCUAUAUUGUAUUAUGCAUGUCGAUAUACGGUCACAUAUAACGAUGGAAAAUGAAAGUAAACCAAACGAAACAAAAUGAAAAAAAAAAAAGUGAAAAAGUAACUGGAAAAUGUUAAAAUGCCGGACAGGGAGACCGGGCGUCCCCCGAUAAAAUAAUAAUAAUACACGUACAUACUCACUCACAUAACACAUACAAAGUACGUCGACGCGUACGACGAAAUACGUCGGCGUCGAAACGUUUCAUUUUGAAAGUACCUUGCGCGAGUCGUCUCGAAUCGUUUAAGUACAAAGAAGUAAAAAAAAAAGAAAAAGAAAGAAAGAAAAGAAGAAGAUGAUGAUAAUGAAGAAAAAGAAAUGCUCUUCUCGAUGGACGAGAUGCGUGCGAUCCACGUUCCACGCGAUUCAGAUACCAGGGUAUCGAGUUCUAGUUCGCGGAUUCGGUGAAGAAAUCAGGUUUCCUUUUUUGCGUUUGAGGCCAUCAACGACGAGCACCAUUGCGUGGGUUGUAUACGAACCAGGGGGAUUCACAGUGGUGAAUGGUAAAUUUGGGGAAAUCGCGUGUCACGCCUCUUUCGUUGAACCCUCGACAGGCAUUAAUGAGUUCCUGGAAUCAAAUUGGUUGUAAAAAGAAUUAUAUUUAAACGAUCGUUGCCUGCUCGAUUCGAAAGGUUGUAAGCGCAUCGGUGAAUCCCUUCGCGGUUCGUUUCCAAAUGUUUCUAUUUUUUAAACGAAUGAGAACGAUUUGCGAAUAAAAUUGCAUUCGCGAUCAUUUCGAUGGAUAUUUAUUGAAAACGGUGAGAACACAAAUAAACGAUAUAUACGCUUUGUUGCACUGAUUUUUCGGCUUGUACCGAUAUUACGUAUACACAUCUUUUACCGCUGUUUCGAAACGCUGUAAACACGAGAUGCAAGAGGACAUUGAUAGGUUGAAUUACGUUUUUAUCGAAGCUCAAACUUUUCAUGAAAUUUCGUAUUGUUUUAUAUAUAUAUAUACGUAUAUGCUUUGAUCGAUUCGAAGGAUUUCAUAUGUUUUAAUCAAUGGUUGAACGCGUGAAAUUCAAACGCACAGACGUAAAGACGACGAUUCUUCUUGCGUCGCGUGAAACGAGCGAAAUGUAAUUUAAAACGAAAAACUGCCAUUUUUAAUUAACGUAAUCGAUAACCUCGAAAGCGAUUGGUAAUUAUCGUAGCCGUAAAUUAUUCGUUGUCCUACCCUGCAAAACGAAUGUUAAAAAAAGAGAGAUAGAAGCUAUAGAGUAUGGAGGAAUGUGAGUUCGCAGCGAAAGCGGAUGUCCGGUUCGAUCGCAUUCUUAAAUUUCGCGAGUCUUUCGACACUGAUUAUAUACAAAAAUCGUUUCAAUUCGUUCCACGUUCCAUCGAAGUUGAAAUACCGUCUGUCAAAGAUGAACACGCUACAUUCACAAGCAGUACAUCUUAAAAAGCACAUAAUAUCCACGAUAUCAUUCAAUAGUGUAUACAUGGAGAAUUCAAAAUUUUAAUUUAUCGCUUUAUAUUUUAUAUAUGUGACAUUAAAAGACAUACAAAAUGUAGAAUACUAAAACAUAUUAUUUUGAAAUUUUAGAUACAGAAAAAAAGGCAACAUUAGCUUAUCCUACAUUUUAAAAUGUUAGUAAUCUAAAAACAAGAUCGACGCUGACUAUUAACUGAGACUGAAUUCAUUAAUCCAUCAUUUCAUUCCCUCUUUCUUCCUCUAAGUAAAAAUCAUAAAACCUUCUUCUUUCACUUAAUUCUAAGAUAUUUUGUCUCUAUUCAAACAUUUCAAUCGUUUAAACUACUCAAUAACAUAUCAACCACAUCUUUGGAGUUGUAAAAACCUGUUAUAUAUUAGUCUGAAUAUUUUAUAUUUAAUAAAAUAAUAAUUUCACCUGAAAAGUUAACUAUCGAUCCGGAUGUUAUGUGCUUUACAAGAUCAAAUGUACAUAGCGUAUACAUAAUAGAAAAAAUCGCGGUGGCGUGUAAUAUACGAAAUCUCAUUGCGAAGACGAUUCGCAAUGCCGAAAAGGAAGAUGCUUAUGUUUCGAGCCGCGUUGCUUGUUCACGGGCACGCGACCAUGCCACUUCGUUUCAAUCGAUUCGAUCCGAUUAAUUAAGCCCCCAUUCGAUUCGCCUAAGGCUUUCAGCCGUGUAUGCUUCACAGACAACGAAUCUCUCGACUUACCAAGCGACUCGCGACUGACAAUAGUUUCUGCGAUCCGUCGAUGCAAUUGUUUUAAGUGCAAAACUGUCGUCACGUAGGACAGGACUUAUAAAUCGUUGAAGAAAAGAGUAUUUGGCAUAAAAAAAGGAAGGAAGAAGAUGCGCUCGAACGAAUCGUUUCCCCUACUUGAACCUGUAAGGUACGCUCGUCACGUUGUUUAGAGCUAUUUAUCGAUUCUAAAUCCGAAGCGAGAUGUUACACAUCAAAACGAAAUAUUUUUGCGGUGCAAAAUUUUCGCAAAAUGAAAAGUCAGUUCCUCUGUGGCGUGUUGAGAUAUACGCGAGAUUUGGAGCCUAAAUCGUUGUACGAUUGUUUAUAUAGAACGAAUUUAUAUUAUAUAGAACGAUGCGAAAAAAUGUUAAGUGUGCUUGUAAGUGUGCUGUAUGAUGAUUUCCGGUGUUUACGAUAUUCGUUUGCGGUCACGCUGAAUAAGUCUUGUCUUACACGUUCGCACGCAUUCUACUUGAACCACCAAAGAAAUACACUCGCACGUAUUUCUUCUCCAAGCGCUUCUCCAAGGCACUUCUAUAAUGAGAAAGAAUGCAACGAUAAACUGUGGUCUAUAUUUAUCACAAGUUUUAGUAUUAAGUUUUGAAAGUUAGCGUUAACAGGUGCCAUUUUUGUGCCAUCACUUUCCUUCUUUUCAGGCAGCUAAAUAAGACGAAUAGAAAAAUUAUUCACCGUUAAAUUCCAUAACAAUUCGAGAUAACGAUUCUACUGAUAAAUUUUAUUGAUCUAUUGAAAAUGGAAACAAUCGGGUGAGCUCGCAGAAAGAAGAAAACGGAAGAAACGAGAAGGAAAAACGGAUAGAUCGAAUGAAAGCGAUGCCUAAUUUGAAGCGCGCAUAACUUAAGGAUCGCGCAACUCGAGAAAAGAAGCGCGAGACAAACGAGAGAAAAGGAAAGCAUUUUAGGCAAGACGUGUCGGAGUACAUAGACUUCUCGUGAAAGUAGAGCCAAUGGAGAAGAAACUAAUCGGGCGGGAAGCAAUGCUGCUUCAGUCAUCCGCGUAAAAGCAUACUUGCAGUUAUAAGGUUCUAAGUAAGAGUGAACAAAGAAAUUUAAAUAAUGCAAGACGAAACGAUGGAAGAAAACCAUACUGAAAGGCCUAGGUUGUCGCACUCGUUUGAAAAACUUUCCUGCAAGAAUGCAUACAAGAAGUAGCGUACAAUUGCUGUACACUCGUUUGUUGACGCGAAUAUAAGGGGAAAAAAGUCGAUUUGAUUUGUAUAUGUACACGGUGAGCCCGAGGUUCGUGCAAGGACAGGUGCAUUUACGUAUGAAUGAGGAAGAGAUCUGGCGAAAUCGAUACUCGUUUCUUUCUGGUUCAUAGUCAGUAGGCGCGAAUAAAUCAAUGGCCGUAUCACUUCAUUCUUGUAAACGCUAAUGUCCUCUGCGGCGAUCAUUGUUAUUAUACGAACGAACUCAAGACGGCAUGGUAUACAAGACUAAGAACAAGACCUAAAAUGGGGACAUAAUAUUUUAUAACUCAACUUUUGUACAGAAUAAAUAAAUACUUGUACUGUGGACCAAUA